Messenger RNA from Tetranychus urticae (two-spotted spider mite), 2265 nucleotides. Its product is annotated as cytochrome P450 307a1. Lineage: Eukaryota; Metazoa; Arthropoda; Arachnida; Trombidiformes; Tetranychidae. Gene Ontology annotation, molecular function: oxidoreductase activity, acting on paired donors, with incorporation or reduction of molecular oxygen; heme binding; iron ion binding. The record is from RefSeq and is a predicted model, not a curated record.
UUCAACCUUGUCUCCAUGCUCUUGACCAUUAAAUUUACAGUGAAAAUCUAGUUUUAACCAUCAUCAUCUGUUCAGAGUUUAUCUUACUUUUUCUUGGUCCUUUUUUCCUUCUAUUUGAUGUGAUAAUCUUAAUUUUACAUUGCCUGUCUCUGGUCAGGAUUUUUAACUAGAAAACUUGUUUCCAUCUACAGGUUUGAUAAGAAAAAGGCUUGAAAAUGGUUUUGGGUUAGCCACUGAGGAGCCGAACUGGUACCUGGUAUUGGCCAGGGGAAAAAUAUUAAAAAGCAAGAUAACCCUAAACAUUAAUCCUUUGUCAAGGUUGCCAGAGAUGAACUGAUAAUCAGGUUGCUUCAUCUCGCAAACUCUUCUUCUCAUUCGGAUCGUCUUUACCACAGAGUCAUCAUCUCAAAGUGGUUACAUCAAAUAAAGAGAACACUUGAGAUCAGCUUUAUGUUUGGCUAUGGAUUUUAUCAGUUUAUCCUUUGUUUAUUCAACUCUUUGUUUGGCCAUCAUUUGUGUCAUUUUGAAGAAAUUGUUUCAACAGGAACCUCCCAAGUUUGGUAAAUAUGCUCCUUCACCAAGUAAACUUCCGAUUAUUGGCCAUCUUCAUUUAUUAGCCAAAUUUCCUGAUAAUCCAUGGAAAGGAUUUGAUCUAAUCCGUGAACAGUACGGUGAUGUUGUUUCCCUUCAACUUGGAUCAUACAAUGCAUUACUGGUUUCAUCAUUGGAUAAAAUGAAAGAAGUUUUAAUUACUAAAGGUAAAAUAUUUUCUGAUCGACCAGACUUCCAUCGAUAUCGAAUAAUUUUCGGAGGUGAUCGGGAAAAUGCAUUGGCUUUGUGUGACUGGUCUGAACUUCAAAAGACUCGACGAGUUCUCUGUUCAAUAUCUACAACACCUAAAUUUGCUUCGGCUUCUUAUGAGAUGCUUGACAAAGCAAUUGUUUCAGAAUUGAAAUUGUUUUUUGAUUUCAUUGAAGCCAGCCCUGAACGAAUACUGACUAAAUGUUGGCUUAGACAGUUUUCUAGUAAUGUUUUUACAGAGUACUUAUGUGCCUCAAGAAUGGAAUACAAUGAUCCAAUACUGGUCAAACUAAGCUACUUUUUUGACUUCAUUUUCAAUGACAUUAGUCAAUGCGGUCCUGUGGACUUUUUACCUUUCAUCAGACAUUUAGGUUUUUAUCGUGGUUAUUUGAAAAAAGUAGACGAGAUUGCUGUGGAUCUAAGAGUAUUCAUGGAAAAAUACUUUGUUGAGCCCAGAAUUGCCAAAAUACAAAAAUCUAUGGAAUUGGAUGGAGAGAUUGAUUUAGAAUCUUUCGAUUCAAUGAUUUCUUUGGAUCUAAUGUACAAAUAUCAUUUGAAAAACCCAGAUGAAUUCAGCUAUGAACAUUUCCUCUUUGCUAUCGGUGAUUUGGUUGGUGGUUCAUCUGCAAUCGUAAAUAUGAUUAUGAGAUUAGUGGGACAUCUAUCUAUUGAUAAAGAAGUCCAAGAAGAUAUGUAUCAAGAAGUUGCUGCUGUUGCCAAACAACACGAUACUGAUAUGAUUAGCCUUAAGCAACGUCCAGACUUACCACUUAUCGAAGCAGCAAUUCUCGAAGCUCUGAGAAUCUCUUCGUCCCCUUUGGUACCUCAUGUACCUACCGAAGAUUCAACUAUCGGAGGUUAUUUUGUUCCCAAAGGAACCAUUGUUUUGUUCAACAAUUAUAAUAUGAACUUUUCAACAGAAUUUUAUACCGAUCCAGAAGAGUUCCAACCAUCUCGAUUCCUAAGCCAUUCAUCUAAUAACAACUCCCAAAGUAAAUGGCAAAUUAAAAAACCAGAAGUAUUUUUACCUUUCUCAGUGGGCCAACGUUCAUGUCUCGGAUUCAAGUUAACCCAAUACAUUACAUUUGUUGCUUUAUGUAAUAUUUUAUUGCGAUACAAAAUUGAACCAGUGGAUUCAAUUGAAACAAUCAAAAAUCAUAUUAGAGGAGGAGUGUUGGCAUUAAGAGUAGAUGACGUUUUCCGAGUCAAGUUGAUUCCAAGAGACUGAAGUGUUGUGUUGGGAAAGAAAUUUUAAUUUAGCUAAAUAAUGAAUAUUUUUAUCAAUUUAUAGUUAUUUAUAUAAUUGUAUUUUAAGGAAAUCAUAUUUUUACGAACUAUUAACAUCUGUAACUCCAUCUAUUUGAAAGUUAACGACUGAGAAAAUUAUGAACAUACUCAGAGUCAUUUGUAAUCAUUUAUAUUCGUAUUUUUAAACACAAAAAAUAUAUUCUAAAAUAUGAAAAA